GCGGCGGCGUAGGCCGGGCCCGGCGCCCCGCGCUGACCCGGGAAGCGGCGGCGAGGGGGCGGGCCGAGCGCUGGAGUCCAUGUGGGCGCCGGCGCCGCUGGGAGCUGUGCGGGGUCGCCAUGGCGGAGCUGCAGCAGCUCCGGGUGCAGGAGGCGGUGGACUCCAUGGUGAAGAGUCUGGAGAGAGAGAACAUCCGGAAGAUGCAGGUAGUGGGGCGGGGGCCGACCCCGGGGAGCCAAGGCGGUCCGGGACUCCCGGCCCCUUCCGCAGCCGCCGCAAGAUCCCCGGCGCCGCUGCCUCCCUCCCCGCAGACCCGGUCGGGGUGUCCCUGGGCUCGUCGCGGCGUCCUCGGGGCACGGCUCAUCCUCAGACAGAACUUCUGGAGCUUCGGCUGAGCCGAUGAAAUCUGUGCGCCCCCGCCACGCGCAAGGCCGUUUGCCCCCCCAGGCCAGGCCGGGGGAGGGGGUGUCCCCGGGCCAGGGUUGAGAAGUCCCUGGUGUGAGGCGGCCGGCCCCCCACCUUUCCCACUUGCGCGGCCCCUUGUUAAGGGCUUUAUGUUCAGGUGUAGCGCCGGCUGUUGUGAGGACAGCCAGGCGUCCAUGCAGCAAGUGCACCAGUGCAUUGAGCGCUGCCAUGCACCUCUGGCUCAAGCCCAGGCCCUGGUGACCAACGAGUUGGAGAAAUUCCAGGACCGCCUGGCCCGAUGCACUAUGCAUUGCAAUGAUAAAGCCAAAGAUUCAAUAGAUGCAGGGAGUAAAGAGCUUCAGGUGAAGCGGCAGCUGGAGAGUUGCGUGACCAAGUGUGUGGAUGACCACAUGAACCUCAUCCCAACCAUGACCAAGAAGAUGAAGGAGUCUCUCUCAUCCAUUGGGAAAUAGAUGUCUGCUAUUGGCCAUCGGGACUGAGGGCAGGGAUCUGUUUUAAAAGAGGAAUGGGGAUUUGGAUCCUUUAAGGAAAGUUUAUGAAUAAGGAAAUUAAGGAUGGCAGCAAGUUUAAGGCCUGUGUUACUUGCCUCUGGACACUCAUUCCUUUGUGUUUCAGUUCUAGAAAGUGAAAUGGAAAAAAAUGGUGCUAAAGUUUGGGUCAGAUAUAGCACAGGAGAGUUUCUGUGAGUUUGAAUUUCAUGUGGCAAGUACUUAUCCUGGCAAUAGGGAGUCUUUCUUGUACCAAACCAGAGCCCUCCAAGGUACCAGAUUCUCUUAGUACACAGAUACCAACAGGCUGGCGGGUUCACGUAACCUGCUUAUGAUCUGGUGGAGUGAGGAGAGGUGUUUCUACUUGUUGCCAACCUCCUUAAGGAUCACUACAGCAUUUUCCACAAACAAAAUUCAUGAGGUCACUAAUUUAGAAGCGGAAAGGGGGUUUCUGAGGUUUUGUUUUGCUUGGUAUUGUUUUAUAUGCAAGGGCAUGAGGUUAAUUUAAAAUGUAAAGUUGGGAGAGGUAGUUUGGAUAAAAACUUUGAAAAGGUCCUUGCAGAUAUUCAUUUCUGGCCAUCAAGAUGUGGAUGUGCACUUCUUAAAAUUCUCACACAUGACAUCUCUCAGCCUGGAGACCCUGCAAAAACACAAGAAACACUAUCACGCCCAUAGGGGAAGCAAACCUUCCCUCUCACUGACAGCCAUGAUGGGCCUUGAGGCUGUCUAUAGCAGAGUCAGCCAAGUGACAAGACAAUCUUGCAGUGACACUCACCCUUGAAGGGAAAGGGGAUUUUGAUUGUGCUAUAUGCUAGUAUUCAGGAAUGAACGUUGAAAGAGGAAUUGUUAGCUGCGUAGUUAAGAGAGUUAUGAAGUACUGGGUUUGGAAAAAUCUAGUUUUCAUAAAACAGAAGAGAAUGAAAGCCUAAACCCAGUAUUGCUUAUUUUGCCCCCUGAAAUAACAGAGCUCUAUUGAGACAAUCCCUUGGCAACACAAAGGUCAAGGGAGAAAAAGUAAGCAACUCGGGGGCAAGCUGUGACUCCUUUAGAGCAAAAAAGGGACAGCCCUCCAUUACCAAAUACCACUUUUGCCAGGGCCUUUGUGACAUGCGUUGUUCUUGCCCCAGUUCUGGCACCUUAUUGUUUUGAUAAGGACCUUGUUGUCUUUUACCCACUUGUUACUUGAAAUGAUAAUAUAGCCUGUUUGCUGUUUCAAGACUGUGAUAUAUUUUCCUAGUGGUUUGGUUUUAAAAAUAAAUAAGACUUAA
This is a messenger RNA of Hippopotamus amphibius kiboko, 2182 nucleotides long. RefSeq names its product family with sequence similarity 136 member A (gene TIMCC). NCBI's taxonomy places the organism in Eukaryota, Metazoa, Chordata, Mammalia, Artiodactyla, Hippopotamidae. The record is from RefSeq and is a predicted model, not a curated record. Gene Ontology annotation, cellular component: cytoplasm.